Ornithorhynchus anatinus (platypus) is the source of this 414-nucleotide messenger RNA. RefSeq names its product keratin-associated protein 1-3-like. The coding region runs from base 1 to 414 and encodes 137 amino acids. Gene Ontology annotation, cellular component: keratin filament. The record is from RefSeq and is a predicted model, not a curated record. The transcript has a single exon. NCBI's taxonomy places the organism in Eukaryota, Metazoa, Chordata, Mammalia, Monotremata, Ornithorhynchidae.
AUGAGGGUAUAUAAGAGGCCCGGGCUGCGAAGAGACCAUCAGACGCCAAGAACUCCUCUUUGCAAGAAAACCCAAAACACAUCUCCUGCCAUCAUGGCCUGCAGUCCCUGCUCCACCGGCUUCUGCGGCUUCCCGAGCUGCGGAUGCUCCGGAGGCGGUGCCUUCCCAGAGGGCGGCUCCGGCCCCCUCAGCUGCCGCACCAGGUGGUGCCGUCCCAGCUGCAGCGUGGAGGGCACCUUCCUCCCACCCUGCUGCGUGCUCAGCUGCAUCCCACCCUCCUGCUGCCAGCUCCACCACGCCCAGGCCUCCUGCUGCCGCCCUUCCUACUGCGGGCAAUCCUGCUGCCGCCCAUCUUGCUGCUGCUGCCCCGCCAACUGCGGCCCGCUGGCGUGCGGUCAGCCGUCUUGCUUCUAA